Grus americana (Whooping crane) is the source of this 3293-nucleotide messenger RNA. It is a transcript of the gene UEVLD, whose product is annotated as UEV and lactate/malate dehyrogenase domains. NCBI's taxonomy places the organism in Eukaryota, Metazoa, Chordata, Aves, Gruiformes, Gruidae. The coding region runs from base 26 to 1465 and encodes 479 amino acids. Gene Ontology annotation, cellular component: ESCRT I complex. Gene Ontology annotation, molecular function: ubiquitin binding; oxidoreductase activity, acting on the CH-OH group of donors, NAD or NADP as acceptor. The record is from RefSeq and is a predicted model, not a curated record. Gene Ontology annotation, biological process: carboxylic acid metabolic process; protein transport; protein modification process. The transcript has 12 exons.
CGCGGCCCGGCCCGGCCCCGCCACCAUGGCGUUCUCGGAGGAGGCGCUGAGGAAGCAGCUGGGCAAGUAUAAGUUCAGAGACCUGACCAUAGAAGAACUAAAGAAUGUCAGCAGGACAUACCCAAACUUCACAUUCUCCAUGAACACAUACACCUUCAAGGAUGGAUCCCAGAAGGACCUCCUGAAUUUUAGUGGUACUGUUCCAGUGAAAUAUGGCAAUUCCUAUAAUAUACCUAUUCAUCUGUGGAUUCUGGAUUCUCAUCCGUUUGCUCCCCCCAUUUGCUUCUUGAAGCCAACUGUGAACAUGGGCAUUUCAGUGGGAAAGCAUGUUGAUGCUCAUGGCAGGAUUUAUUUGCCCUACCUGCAAAACUGGAGCCAUCCUAAAUCAACGGUUAUUGGAUUAAUCAAGGAAAUGAUUACAAAAUUUGAGGAAGAGCUCCCUUUGUAUUCACUGUCAUCUUCUGAUGCAGCCAGGCAAUCGGAACUUCUCUCCUACAUUGCAAAGAUUACUGAAGGAGAGACUGACAUGAAAUCAAAGAGUAAAAUUGGUGGAGGGAAAACUGAAGGACGUUUUAACAAAAUUACUGUUGUUGGAGCCGGAGAUCUUGGCAUUGCGUGUGUGCUAGCAGUUGCAGCAAAGGGUGCUGCAGACAAGGUGGUUCUUUUGGAUCUUUCUGAAGGUGCAGCAAAAGGAGGGACCAUGGACUUGGAAAUCUUUGCUCUGCCAGAUGUGGAGAUCAGCAAAGAUUUUUCUGCUUCAGCUGAUUCAAAAGUUGUGGUACUUACAGUUAAUUCUCUGGGUAAUGCUCAGACUUAUCUUGAUGUCAUACAAAGCAAUGUGGAUUUGUUCAGAGGAAUUAUCCCAGCAAUAUCACACUACAGUCAGAACACCAUUCUCCUUGUUGCUUCUCAUCCAGUUGAAGUAAUGACAUAUGUGUCAUGGAAGCUGAGUGCGUUUCCCAAAAGCAGAGUUAUUGGAGUAGGUGCCAACCUAGAUACUGAGAGAUUUCAGUAUAUACUGACAAACAUUUUGAAAGCAGAGGCGCUGGCAAAAGAUGCUUGGAUUAUUGGUGAACAAGGGGAAGACAAAGUACCAUCAUGGACCAGUUGUAAUUUAGUUGCAAAUCAAACUGAAGCAAUGGCUGCUUGUAACUCAAGGGAAAAGGUGGCUAACAGAGCUAUGGAAGUUCUAAAGGGAAAAGGUCAGAGAUCUUGGUCUGUUGGGCUCUCGGUUGCUGAUUUGACUGACAGUAUACUGAAAGAUAAAAGAAAGGUUCAUUCAGUAUCCACUCUGGCAAAGGGAUGUUGCAAUAUAAACAGUGAAGUAUUCUUAAGUCUACCAUGUAUUCUUGGAACCGAUGGAGUGAUUGAAAUGGUCAAACUAGAAGAAGAUCCACUAGUGCAAGAGAAACUGCAAAGCAGUGCAGGAUCAAUUCAUGACCUGCAGCAGCAACUGAAACUGUAAGCAAGCACAAGGGAAGCCACGGUGUCUGCUCACAAAGUCAGAGAUUUGCUAGGUAGAAAGGGUUGCUUGGUAUAUACAGAUUUCUAUAUAAAACAAAGUGCUUUUAUAGUUGGUUUUUUCAUUAUUUAAUACUGCACUGCACAGUAAUUUCUUAUUUGAAAAGAGCACUUUUGGUAGCCAAAAUGAGGACAGUAAUGUGCAAGAAUGUUUUACCUAAAUUCAGGUGACUUUUGCCUGUGCUUUUUGAUGCUAAUUAUAGCCUGAUUCUUGGGUUAUUCUUAGCUCUUUGCACCUCAUUAAGACAGUCUAGGAGAGCAGCUUACCCAGCUCUGCAGAAACUGCAGCGUGCAGAGCCUACUAGAACUCUUCCUCCAGGUUUUUAAGUGCUGCAUCAGGGGCUUGUCUAGAAUGUGGUCACACUCCAGCUCUUCAGGGCCCUGGGGGAUGCAGUUCGAUAGCUCGAUCUUUCAUGCCUAUCAUAGCUGCUCUUUUGUCAAUGGAGCCCUGCUUAUUACUAAGGGGAAAAAGCUAAAAGCAUGAUGUUAGCAGUACCCUUCAAACCUGAGUAUUAGAUACCCAUUUCUGUUGUAUGUUUAAUGAUGUCUGAGACUUUUCGGUUAUGACUUGUUUGCUCUUAUUUUGUAAGGACCUUCAGAGCGCUAAAGCAUCUGCAGUUCUUGGUGCAUACAUGCAACACUCUUACCCCAUGCAGCAUUGGAACAGGUGCUCUUUCUGAAAGGGAAGAGCAGGGGGCUGGGCUUCAAAUAAAGAAUAAAAUCUGAUGGUUAAGUAAUACAGAAGUAUCUGCGGGUUCAGGCCUUGAUCCAAAGCCAGCUGAUGUCAGUAAGCUUUACAUCAGCCUGAGGAGAAUACAGCUACUCGAGAAGGCAACAGAACCUGUAACUCUCCUCGUGGGAGACCAAAGAUGUGUGAAAAAGCAGGAUGUGGAUUUUUAGAUAAAUCAAAAAGCGGAUUUUUUUAAGGUAAAGGCUUUUGGGGAGUUCUAAACUCUUAAUUCACUGCACUGACAAAAGGCUAUAUUCAUGCUGAUUAUACCUCAGCAUCAUGAUACAGGCAGAGGAGACAUGGGGUCCACUCCUGCUGUGUGCAGCGUAAGCAUGUCAUUCCACAUUUACGUUUUGAGGUGUGACUGGUUAAAUAUUGAUGAAGUUUUCUAUGCAAAAGUAGGAUAUGCAUCAGAGCGCAAGAUCUAUUCCUUUUGCCUUCCGCUUAUAUCUCAUAAAGAGCUAGAGUUACAAGGAAUUCUGAGUUAAUAUAGAUCCCAGAAUUAAGAUAAAAAUAGAAAAAAAAAUCAGUAAUUAAGAUUAUUUUUUUCCAUGGAAUAUUCAAAUUUCCUUCUUCAUGGCCAUCAGUGAUAGGACAACGUUAGUGAUGGCUGCAGGUGACCACCAUUGCUGCUAUAUUAAAAAGAAGCAGCCAUCACUAUGGUUGGACUUUGGGGUUGUUGUUUUUCUUACUGUGGAAAAAACAGCAUAAAACUAUGGGUUUACAUUGUUCUUCAAGGUGUUGUGUUUAAUCUGUUGAGCAAUCCUCAUAUCUAGAGGUUUUGUUUAUUUAGUUUUUUUAUUAAUAGUUUUAAUCAUAAAAAGCUGCAAACUCUUCCAGGUAUGUCUUUUAGAUUGAUGCUUAUGUUAUCAAAUAACUAGUCUUACUUAGAAGAAACAUCACACUUGUAUUUCCAUUAUAUUCCUUGAAAAAUAACCAAAGGACAGCAGCUCGAUCAGUGUGCUGGGAUAUGGCACUUUACAUUCUCACGGGAAAUUAAUUCCCCAAAACACUUGUUAACAAUAAACUGCACUACAAAGCA